GGUCCUCUUUGCUCCUGUUGUCUCCCCAGCCAGUCUGUCUACUCCUCUCAUCACGUCUGCUUAAGAGUUAGUGGAGCUGCUGUGAGACGCUGCAACCAUGGCUGCGACUGGAUCUUUCCGUAUGGUGUCAGAGGAGGAGCAGGCCAUGAGGGCAAAGCUGGAGCAUCUGACAGUGAAGGAUCAUGGGCCGGUGUUUGGGCCUUGCCACAAACUGCCUGGUCACACCAUACAGAAGGCGAAGGAUGAGCUAAAUGAGACGGACGACAGGCGGACAUCAUCCCUGAAGGAGCUGCGGGCCAUGAUGAAGGACCGAGCAGCAGAGGGGGACGAGCUGGCCAAACUGGUUCUAGAGCGCUUCGGGGACAAACCAGACUCUCUGCUGCUGCGUUUCCUCAGAGCUCGCAAGUUUGACGUGGUUAGAGCCCACGACCUCAUGAAGGGUUAUGUGCACUUCAGGAAGGAGUAUCCCGAGCUGUUUGAGAACAUGACCCCUGAGGCAGUCCGCAGCACAAUCGAGGCCGGUUACCCCGUGGUCCUACCCAGUCGGGACAGGUACGGCCGCGCUGUCCUGCUCUUCAACAUCGAGAACUGGGACCUGGAAGAGAUCACGUUUGAUGAGAUCUUAAGAGCGUACUGUGUCAUCCUGGAGAAGCUCCUGGAGAAUGAAGAGACCCAGAUAAACGGCUUCGUCCUGAUUGAGAAUUUCAAAGGCUUCACCAUGCAGCACGCCUCAGGGAUCAAACCGGCGGAGCUGAAGAAGAUGGUGGACAUGCUGCAGGACUCUUUCCCCGCUCGUUUCAAAGCUGUCCACGUCACCCACCAGCCGUGGUACUUCACCACCACAUACAACGUGGUCAAACCCUUCAUGAAGAGCAAGCUGCUGGAGAGGGUUUUCGUCCACGGGGAUGAGCUGGACAACUACAUGAAAGAAUUUGAUGCAGACAUCCUGCCUUCAGACUUUGACGGGAAAGCGCCCGUCACCGACUACCAGGCCAUUGCCACCAAGCUUUUUGGCUCUGAGGACACCGCCCUCUGAGAGACAGUCCUCCCAUUUCUAGGCGUUAUAGUGUCCUUCACCCUAGAUGCUUCUCACUGAUCAGAACAGACAUGCGGUUUCUUCUGAAGAUAGGUUGACAUUUUUAAUAUUAUUCAGGAAGUUCCUUUGAGCAAAUAAGAAGUAUAUAAUGUUAGGAGCAGGGGUUGGUUUGCAAACAAGUAAUAUAUGUGACAUAAAUGGAAGAAAAAAGGAUGUGUAGACUUAACAGAAAGAAUAAGUGACGGUAAAUGACUCUUACUUUACUGUGCUGACUUUUCUUGUUUCUUUAGGAGCAGAGGGAAAAUGAGGGAGUCGAUAAUGUAGCUCAUUUACUGAACGAGAUGGACUAGUUGGAGUUCUUUGCCUUGAAAAUAUUUUCACAGAAUUCAGAACAGCCAUGUGCCUAUUUUUCUGGUAAAUGAGAGCAGAAGUGUUUCACAGAGUCAGGGCGAGUUUUCAGAAGAUAUGAAGAAGGAAAGCUGGUAAUGGAUACGUCUGCAUUUGAUUAUUGUAAAAAGGAGUGGGAGCCUCCUGAUGCAGUAGAUCCACACUGCAGCCAGCACUGGGAUGAAAAUGUUCAA
Molecule: messenger RNA, 1617 nt
Organism: Cheilinus undulatus (humphead wrasse)
Lineage: Eukaryota; Metazoa; Chordata; Actinopteri; Labriformes; Labridae
Product: retinaldehyde-binding protein 1-like
Exons: 8
Coding region: 98-1036 (312 amino acids)
Cellular component (GO): membrane
Molecular function (GO): phosphatidylinositol bisphosphate binding
Source: RefSeq, a predicted model, not a curated record